UAGACGAUCUUUGUGAGCUAGCUUGACUGUCUCAGUGCUGCUGCUGUUUGCUGCUCACAGACCUGCCUGCCUCUGUCUGUCUGUGUGUGUGUCUGUCUGUUUGGACCAGCUGCUGAAGAGAAGCAAAUAUGACCCCUGCAAAAAAGAACAGGGUAUUUGUCAUCGGUGUGGGCAUGACAAAGGUAAACUUAUUAUUUUGUACCUAGUCCCAGAACGACAGGGCAUUAUGUAAGACUUGAGGCUAGCAUAUGUGGCUAACACUAGUUUAAAGUGCACUGAACAUGGUAACUAACCUGGUAACUUAAACUUUAUUGUCACAGUUUAUCUAUUUACAGUAUUGUUAAGAUGUCUUCAUAUUGCCUAUUUAGUGUGAAUCUCCUAAAUCUGUCAGCAGCUGACACCAUACAUAGUAAACAUCAGUUAGCAGGGUAAGCUGAAAACAGCUAACAAGUUUGUAGUUUUACUUACAAAUUUGUUGUUUUUGGUGUGAAUGUUAGUCGUACUUAGGUCUCUCUGUCAGUUCUCUGAUGUACUUGUUGAGUCCAUAGUUCAUGGCCAGCAGAGGUUAUAAACUGUGUUAAGGGUCAUCCCUCCAGCAGACUGCUAACAUUAUACACACAGAGCUGUCAGUGCAGGUCUCAUGGUUUUAACACAAGUUUUUUAUUAAAAAGUCUCUGAUUGUACCACUUCCUGCUAAUUUGACACUUUUACUCAUUUGUUUUUCAAGAUAGUAUUUUUCUAGAUUGGAAAUCCAAUAAUUUUGGUGCAUUAGGAGAGUGUCUUAUCUGUAAUGCUUGCAGAGAUAAAAUGCUUUUCUAAUCAAACUAAUCUGUGUCACUAUUGCUCCUCUCAUAGUUUGCAAUGAAUACACAAUUUUCUCAUUUCACAAGAUUAAUUUGAAAGUACAGCUUUCACUUUUUGCCUUUUGUGCAGAUCACCAUAGAAAACAUUCCAUGUCUUUUCUGUCUUGUAUAGACCCAGUGAAUUCUGUUCGUGAUUUUUUAUCUGCAAGAAGGGGUGAAAAAUGCAGAACAACUUGCAAUAUGAUACCUGAUACAUUGCCUGUGAUAACAUUAACAUAAUAGUGCAGGGACUCUGUAAAGACUGAUGAAUUGUAAAUAAUCAUACAGCCAAACAUUGUGAUAUUUAAUUGACGUAAGAAUAAGGUUAAAUGCAGGAUAAGUGUGAUCACUUCCACCUCAGAGACUCAUAAAGAAACGACAAAAAGAGUCAAAUUGGAAGAGAAAUCUAUCUGGGGACAUGUAUUAUUUUAAAAUGAUAAUACUGAUAUUUGAAGGUAGCAAAACCUAUAUAUAAAGCAUGAGUCAGGAUGUGGAUAUGCUGCUGUAUCAGUAUUUUGUCAAAUCCCAAUUUACAAACUUGUGGUUUAAUUUCAUGAUAAGCUUUUGCACCUUUGCAAAUGAUUGAUAAAAUAGAAAAUUGUUUGGCUGUGAAAUAUUUUCAGCACAGUUCACUCAAAAGUUAAAUAAAUACCUGGACAUUUCGCAGAGCCCAAAGCCUUGUCAUCAGAUGUCUGGUUUUGUCAGAACAGCGGUUCAAAAGUCCAAAUACUGAGUUUUAAAUAGGAUAUGAGAGGGGAUAGCAGCUGAACUCUGCAUCUUUAGAGUCUGGACCAUUUUAAAAUUUUUAUCUGAUAUGAAAGAUUAGAUAAAAUUUCAUGCUUUUGCUGAAAAUAAAACUGAAGUCAGAUAUGCAGAAUAAUAGAUAUAGAUCCUCAUAUUCACUCACACACUCACCGACCCUCUCAAUCUCUGUAUUUUGCUGCAGUUUGACAAACCUGGGGCCAGAGGAGACUAUGACUACCCUGAUAUGGCAAAGGAAGCAGGUGCUUAUCUAAACAGAAUAUGGACAUUGUUCGGUCUCUGUAAAGAUAUCAUAUCUUAACAUCUGUGAAAUUUGAUCUUGUUGUGUAAUACGCUUUAUGUCAUGUUUACUUUUUAGGUCAAAAAGCCCUGGCAGAUGCAGGAAUCCCAUAUUCUGCCAUCGAACAGGCCUGUGUCGGAUACGUUUACGGUAAGAUUUUGUAUUUAGGUGUACUUAAUAUCUAACAUCUCAUGUUACGUACAGCGCAGUGGUGAACACUGUCCGAACUUUAGUAUUGUUAUGCACAGUUUUAUGAGAAAAGGGCCUGAAAUUAGCAUGCAUCUCUUUACUGUGAGAGACAUCUUUGUCGGAACAAUUCAGUCACUCCCCUUCAAUGACAGAAUUAGACAGGAGUAAAUGAAAGGCACUGAAAGUUUUUGUUUUAAUUCUUGUAAAAAACUAAAAUCUGAAUGCUUCAUUCUGGUUUUCCUAUUCUAGUUUUGAAUUAUUUAAAGUGCAGGUUUGACAGAUUUGAUGUAUGAAUCAUCGUUUAUUUCACCCCACUUCACUGGUUCUUAAUAGCAGCCGUAUUUACAUACUCUACUAUCCUAUAAACUCCAGGCUAUGACCCUACAGACGGACAUAUUACUGUUGAAGAAAGUCAUAACACUUCCUCCUCUCACUCUCUCAGGGGACUCUACAUGUGGGCAGAGAGCCAUCUACCACAGCCUGGGCCUGACUGGGAUCCCCAUCAUCAAUGUCAACAACAACUGCUCCACGGGGUCCACCGCUCUCUUCAUGGCACGGCAGCUGGUUCUGGGAGGUGAGUUCAGCCACUUUGAAAAAACCAUAAACCUUCUUAAGUAACAACUAAAAAGGCCUAAAGGGGUUUCUGUUAAAAGAAACAUUUUUAUUUUUGUCAUUGAACUGUAAAACCUGUGUUCAUUUGUCAUCUUCUUCUGCAGGUCUUGCUGACUGUGUGCUUGCUCUUGGGUUUGAGCGGAUGGAAAGAGGCUCUUUGUCCUCAAAGGUGAGAAACUACAUGUUAUGAGUUUUAAAUACUUUUAUGUAUAGGGUCAUUUCUACAGGACAAAUCACAGAAAAAUACAACCACGCUUCCAUAGAAUCAUAAACUCCUUCACUGCAUCCAGAGGAGGUGAAGCAAAGAGCAUCAAACCCUUGCGUCAUUUUACACGUUCAAAAGCAACGAUGAAUGUUCUUGAUAAUGUUUCCAGUAUAUGGACCGGACCAACCCAAUGGACAAGCACAUGGAGGUGAUGAUCAACCGCUACGGCAUCGCAGCAGCUCCAGCAGCACCACAAAUGUUUGGCAAUGCUGGCAGAGAACACAUGGAGAAAUACGGUACAGACUGCAUGCAUGAUGAAUGCAGGUCCAUUGAUUAAUGAUACCAUUUGUUAAUUAUUUACUUUAAUGGUGAUUUUUGAAUAUCUUCCAGGCACGAAACCUGAACACUUUGCCAAAAUUGCCUGGAAAAACCACAAGCAUUCCACUAACAACCCGUAAGUCAACGUACGCUCUAUGAACCAGUUUUGAUGUAACAUUUAUGAAUGAGAUUUCAUUUAACUGUGCAUGGGAAUGUGCAUGUUUACAUCCAUGUAGGUAUUCCCAGUUCCAGGAUGAGUACAGCUUGGAGCAGGUGAUAAACUCCAGGAAGGUGUUUGAAUACCUGACUCUGCUGCAGUGCUGGUGAGACGCUCAUUGAUUUGAAGUUAUUAUUUUUGGAAAUCAAUUCCACUUGAGUGUAACUACUGUGAAUUUGAUGCUAGAAAGUGUUGAAUUAUUUUGAGGUAUUGAUGAUAAUCAUGUGGGUUUCUUUACAUGUCUGUUUCUCUUGUUCUUCUCCUCUUUUCAGCCCAACAUCUGAUGGUGCGGGAGCUGCAGUUCUGGUCAGUGAAGACUUUGUCAGGAAACAUCACCUGGAGCACCAGGCAGUGGAGAUUGUGGCCCAAGAGAUGGUGACUGACCUCGCCUCCACGUUUGAAGAAAACAGCUGCAUAAAGAUGGUGAGAAGUUUUCAACAAUAAACAGUUCUGCUGUCAUGUGAUUUAUCUGCAAAGAUACUUAAAGCAGGUCUUUAGUUCAUCUGUAUUUAAAGGUCAAGUGGCUUUCAUUUCUUACUGUCUUGACCACUGCAACAUGAAGAGACUCAAGAGCAGCAUGAAAGAAAACAGACAGAGACAUGGUUUCACUCCAUAUUAUGGUCAUAAACUAGAUUCUGCAUAAUGAACAAAUUAUGUCCGCUUCUUUCAAUUAAUUGUUAUGAAUUAUAAUAUCAGACAACACUGCAAAGAGAGCUAGGACUUGCUGUCAUUACAGACCAGCACCUCAGCUUUGAUUUGAUUUCAAGAUUUGUGUCAAAAUAAAAAGGGUCCAGAUAAAGAUUUUAUAUUUAACCUCCUACAAAGUAAAGAAAAUGUGUUUCACUGUGUUCUCUGUGGUGCUGAAAUGUGUGUUGUAACAAAAGUCACUGUAAAUUAUUGCAGGUCCUCUGUGUAGCAGGUUAGUUAGAAUAACAUUAAACCUAUGCAAAACCUUUAGUUGUGUUGCUAAUCCACUGCAUGUUGUUGUUGUAAACUUUGAAAAGAAACUUGUCUAACUUGGAGAACUGGCUUAGAGUUAUUUUUGGAUUUGAUUUUAAUUAAGUAAGCAGGAACAGGGUUACAGGAGAGCAUAAUUUGCAUAUAUGCUGUUGUGACUCAUCUAAAAUUAAGGCUCUAAAUUAAUUACAUACCUGCUGCCCAGUGUACCAUGUUGAUCUUAUCUUGCUGUUUGUUGUGUUUCAUAUUAAUUCACCUCUUACGGAGUUAAAAGAUUAUUUUGAAGUCAGAAGAGUCUUAUCUUAUCUCAAAAAGUUGCUCAGCAGUUUUUGUAGUCCAAACAGACUCUCAAUUUCUGAGCAGUGCAGAGCGGUGAGAAAGAAAGCUCCCCUUGACCUUAUAGAGAUCUCACCUUCAUCACCGGCUCGAGCAAACAUUUUAGUACUUUUUGUGGCGUCCAUUUAAUUAAUUUUUAUAGACCUAGAGAGGAUGAACUUUCCCAUAAAGUGAAGAUUACUUUCACAGCCAUGACAACCCCUGCAUUUCACAAAUGUCAUUAAAGAUUAAAGAUAACAUGGCUGAAUAUACCUUUGAAUAAUAACCCCUAUUACUUCUCCCAAAAUUAUUUUCCAAACCUUGAUUUGUCACAAGUUUAAACAAAGAUAUUGAAAUACCAAUUCAAGAGCAUUUUCCAAAUAAAAAAAAAAACACACAUCUCUUGGAGUUGUUACCCCUAAAACUAAAGCUCAAGUGAAGUGAUUGGCCAUUUUUCAUUUCAUCUUCUUACAGCCAGUGGAGAAUGUUAGUAUGCUCCAGGACCUCAAUGCUGUCGUUAUGAUAACUUUUUUCUUUAAGGUCAUUGUCUUAACAGGCUUCUUUGCUCUCUUCAGGUGGGCUAUGACAUGUCACGGUUAGCUGCCAAAAAGUGUUUCGAAGCUGCAGGACUGACGCCCAGUGACGUUGACGUAGUCGAGCUGCACGACUGUUUCUCAGCCAAUGAGCUCAUCACGUACGAGGCCCUCGGGCUGUGUCCAGAGGGUAAGACCACUGCGUCCAAGAGCCUAAUUUAAAAAGAGCAGGAAGUUUUUCGCCCUCUUCAUGCACAUAUUAAAACAUCCAGAUAAAAAUAUACAGAUACUGUUGAAACAUUUACUGUGUUUUUUUCUUCAAAAUCACUGAGCCGAGCAGUCAGAGUUGCAGCUGAACUAAAAAGAUGUCCCCAAAUAACCCGGCAUAGAGCCCAGAUUAUUCAAUUCUCAGAAUGGUUUCCCAGUGAUCCGACUCUUUGUGUUGGGUUAUGAGGGCAUUCGACUGUGAAACCAAACACACAACAUAUCUCUCACUGAUAAUCUGUUCUUGUGGGAAAUAAAGUUUGAGGGGAUAAAAAGAUUAGGCGGCUCCGACUUCGAAGCAGACAUGACUCUGGAGUGGAAAUCACUGCAUGGGCUCAAACUUACAUAAAAAAACACAGUCUGUGAACUCAGUUUGUUACUGCAUGUCCAAAUGUAGGUUAUGACUUCCCAUUUAUUAGUUUUUUGAAACCUCUUGAAAACUUUUUACUGAGUAUGUUUAAAUUUAAACCAUACCAAACAAAGGUACAUUGUAAAAUGAUUGUAGUACUGACUUGAUUAUGCUGCGUUCCGGUUGCCUUGGAAGUCGGCUGUCAGAGCUGGGAAUGACACUACACCAGAAUUGACGGCAUUCCAGUAGACAUGUUGGAAAACCAAGAUGGACGCCUACUGUUAGCCGAUGUUAGCUGUUGUUUACAACUGUCAGCUGUCAUUAGCCGUUGUCAGUUGUUGUUACUUGUUUUUAGCUAUACCAGAUGUAAACAAGGCGUAACACAGUAUUUUACUCUUGCAAACACCAUAGCACCAUGUUCACAGUAAGAUGGUUGGCAGUACAACAUAUACCACUUAAUUAAUUUCACAAAAACAAAACACUAGUGCUAAUAAAUAAUAACAUUACGAGAGCUUUUGCUGUUACUCUUUACUGUUGAUGCACUGCGCCGCCAUCCUGGAUUAUGAAAUCGGAACUUCAGGGGGGUGUUCCAGAUUAAUUUUCGACUCAGAGCUAGGAAAUUCCGACUUCCGAGUACAACUGGAAGGCAGCAUUAUACUUUUUUAAACUUAUAUUAUUACUAGACUGUAACUUUCCCUCUACUGUUUUACUUCUGCAGGUAAAGCAGGAGAGCUGAUUGACAGAGGAGACAACACAUAUGGAGGAAAGUUUGUGGUGAACCCCAGCGGCGGUCUCAUCUCUAAAGGGCAUCCUCUGGGGGCCACAGGUACACAGCCUUUGACUCCUAAUGCACAAUAUACACUCAACGAUGUCUAGACCACUGUGUAGGUAGAGAAGAUACCAAGGUCAACAGCAUUAGCAGCUAAUGGUGGACAGUUUAAAAAGAACCACUGAACAGAGAAAAUAAAGAUGUUGACCUAUAGAUCGAGCAGCAUUGGCUUCAGACCAUACUUAUCUAACCUGGAGUUACAUUCAAACACAAACAACACCAUUAACAACAAGACGGAGACUUUCAAAUCUGCCUUUUUGUAUACCUGUCGCUGCUGAGAGGGGUAGGUUUCAGAUGAUCAUAUCACAGUGACAGUAUGCUGCAGAAACAGAGAAUUUUUCACAUAAAAUUGCAGAGUAGAUUUUCAACAGAAACCUGCUUAGACAUGCAAAGAGCAAAAUAUCAAAGUAAAAAAAUUCACUGUAGUUUGGACAAGAACAUCCAAGACUGAGGAAAGGUGUCAUUUUCAGGGAGAAAUCUCUGCACUUUCAUACAUUUACUCGUAGCAUAUUGACAAUCUCUGCUGCUUUGUUCACAGUCAUCCUAGAAACUCUUCACCGGCUUUGGCAGUGUCCUUUUGAUAUCAUGCUAUAGAAGCUGUGAGGAGCUUUAAUGUUGAAUGUCUUGGCUCUGACUUUUCUGAAAUGUAUUCUUCAUCAUUGGAAAGAAGAACCCCCGUAGUUUUCCUUUCUCUACUCCUGGAGUCUUUUCCCAGGAAAUUGUGAGUCACCAAAAUAUAUUUUUCAUAACACUUUAAAGAGCAAUUAAGUUUUUUCUUGUGCAAUUUGGCUUCAUUAUUGGGAUUUUUUUGUUAUAAUGUAACUGUUCAGCAGUAUUGUGAAUUGUUUGCGACAAAAUUUGAGGCAGCAGUUGCUCAGAAGGUAGAGCAGUCAUCCAAUAACUGGAAGGUUGAAGGUCCGAUUCCAUCCUAUCCCAAGUCUGUCUGUUGUGUCCUUGGGCAAGACACUUAACCCACCUUGCUCCCAGUGUGUGUGUCCCCCACUAGUGUAUGAUUGUGAGUGUUGUGUGGAGGUGGUUGGAGAGGCUGUAGGCGCAAACUGGCCCUGGGGCAGCUGUGACUACUAAGGUAGUUUACCAUCACCAAGGUGUGACUUUGUGAGCAAAUGAAUGAUGUAUCCAAUGUAAAGUGCGUUGAGGGUCUCUGAGUAAAGCGCUAUAAAAUCUGAUGCAUCAUUAUUAUUAUAAAUUUCAUAUUUAGAUAUUUCUAAAGAUGGCCAUGCACCCUUGAACUGAAUUUCUUCAUCUUGCUGCAAGAUAAAGAAACGCCAUUCAUGAUAGCAAACAGCACAAAACACUAUGAAAUACUAAGAUACAAUUAAUGUUGAUAAUUUUUUUUUUGCACGCUUAAACCAGUACCUCUGCAGCAUGAACAAUAUCGCAACAACACAAACAUGUUGAAACAGCAAAGGCCACAUUCAUUGACUACACAUCCUUUAUUUAAAAUCAGGCAUGUUGAAAGUAUUUGACAUAUUUCAUUAGAAUGACUUGAAAUAUUGAGCAGGUGCACUGUCAUCUCAUCACUUGAUUUAACCACUCAAUGCAGUUAAUUGUUAUUGCAUCAGGGUUAUCACUGUAAAGACUGUGAUUAUGCUGACAUUUUUUCAUCUUUUUUAGAGCGGCAGUUUAACUGAAAAAACAAGCAGCUAUAGAUUUAAUCACAGCUGUAUCUUCUAAUAUGGCUGACAGUUCCCUCAGUGACCACCAGGUGGUGUGUAUCUCAUAUGAAUGGAGCCCACUGAAGCCUGCAUGUGAGAGAGCAGCAGCCUGUAGCUUUGGCAGCUUCUCCUGUAAUCUCUCCACGUAUUAAACUGUUAAAGACGAAACACUGUGCAAACAGAGCGACUGACUGACUGACUCACUCAACCUUCACAUUCUUCUUGACAAAUUUAAUGUUUUUCAUUCUCAAACUGUUUCUCACGCUCAUGUUAAUGCUGCCUGUGAGUUUGAGUACCUUAUAUCGUCACCACAUGCUCUGAAUGUGAAGGUGAAACAGUGCAGUGUAACCUUUUCCCCUCAUUCAUUGUUCUUCUUUUAGUCCUCCUUUUUUCCUUACAAUUUCAACCAAAGCUUCUCCUGUAUCCUAACUCGCUCACUGACUUUCCCCCAUCCAUGUCAUCAGUCCAGACUCUUAUCUCUCGGGUCACUCCCAGUGUGCGAGUGCCCCAGUCAGCUAAGCUCUGUCUGAUCCGUGGUGUUGCUCCUAAUCUUGGUUUCAAAGCUCUGACCUCUUCUCUCAUGAACACAGCGAGCAGGGGGAUUGAUGGCUAAUUGAGUGACCCGUGCAGAGACCCUCUCCAAUGAAGGAGUGUGAUCCACUGCAGGAGGGUCUCAAUUUUGGGUGUUGACGCGUCAAAGAGGGUACUUGAGGCUCUGGGCUCUAAAUUACUGUCAUUAUUCAUGAUUGGAGCCAUGUAAGCUGCUGUUUAGAGAAGUGAAGUGGAAGGAUCUUAAUAAAGCAGUUUUGUCAUUGACUACUUCUUUUAUCCUGCAAAGUAACAGGGGCUUUAACUUGAUCAAUAACCCAGCGGUUCAAACGCUGGAUUUUCAAAUUGGCAUUCGAAUUAAAUUUCCUCAUGUGGAAGCAGAAUAUCAGAGCGCUGCAGAAUAUGAAAGAUACACCAUGAAGAGGUCUCAAGCAUUAAGUCCUGUAGCUUAUGGGGAUAAUGAGGAAAUGUAAAAGCUCAUUAAGCAUAUGGGAUGAAAUACUUAGCCAUAACGUUAGCGCAGAAGGAGCUGUCCGUGUCAAGAUUAGGGAGUGAGUUGUCAGAUUAGGGGCCAGCUUGUCAGAGAAGAGAUUGUGUUUAACACUCACAGGAUGCUUGAGUGUCUUCACCUAUUGACAGAGUUAAAGGUGCAUUUAUUGAACCAGUUACAGAGGUGAAGUAUUUGGGAAUCAUUCUGGAUUCUCAGUUUGAUUAAAAAAACAUAUAAAAAGAGAAUUUACCAAAUGAUCAAGGCUAACGUUUUCUGUUUUUGAGGUGAUCAUGUGGACACUAGGAUACCUUCACAUUUGUUUGAUGCUUUAACUGCCUUGUCUGAGGCAAACCAGUCAAUAUGAGAUCCUUGAAGUGCCUCUACCAUUGAGCUGUGAAGCUCCUAGAUGGGAAAAAACAAGUUGGACAUCAUUGCUAGAUUUUGAGUGAAGUAAUUUUAUCUGUCUACACUACUUAGAGUUUGUAUUCAAGUGUUUGAAAAGACUUGCUACUUUUUGCAACUAAAUAAUGAGACUAGAGAGCAGCAGCAGAACCAGUGGAGCAGCUUCAAAUUAAGAAUGAAGAGUUUUGCUCUGUAAAAAACAACUUCACACUCAGAGAAAAAUAUUCAUCUUUAAAACCCUGUUAAUUCAGCAGCAAACCUACACUCCUGUCUGCUUUCCACAGGCUCUGUCCCUGUUAAAGGGAUAUUCCGGCGUAAAAUUAAGUUAUGGUCAAACACUCCGUAACACUGAGUUAGACACCCCCCCAAGAGAUUAGUGUUUUCGACCGCUUGUUUCUGUAGUUAUACCAACUUCAGCAACGACCGCACAAUAGCAAUACACAGCGGUCUACGUUUCCACGUGCAAACCUCAAUUAAAAAGCCACUUUAUAGCCAUAAAUAAUCCUCAGAACAGCACCUAACUUCAUCAACAGUGCAGGUAUGGUCACAGUCAUAGCACUAGACACCAAACAUCUUUUUAGCUUUGCCUUCUUUAGCAAAGAGACUAAACACAAUUCACCCACUUUCCUCCAGCAGCCGCUUGUUUGUUGGGGGAGCCCUGAUGAGUCAAUCACUGAGGUCAGCAGAGUUUCGCAGCUCAAGGAAGAAAAUUUAUGAUUAUUACUUAAUGGAAAUGCAAUCGGACCAAGACGCUAAGGCAGAAGAACUACCAUGUCUGUAGUGCACAUACAAGAUACACAAGAACUCUGAUUGCAUUUCCAUGAAGUAAUGACCAUAAAUGUUCUUCCUUGAGCUGCGAAACUCCGCUGCACUCGGUGAUCGAUUCGUCAGGGCUUCCCCCACUAACAAGUGGCUGCUGGUGGGGAGUGGGUGAGUUGUGUUUAGUCUCUUUGCUAAAGAAAUUAGGCAAAGCUCAAAAAAGAUGUUUGGUGGCUAGUGCUGUGGCCGGGACCCUAUAUGUACUGAUGAUGAAGCUAGGUGCUGUUCUGAACAUUAUUUGUGGGUUAUUGAUAGUUUCAUUUUGUUACCGGUUCACCUUUUCCUUCCCCCCUUUAAACACACUGCCUAAAUCUCACAUAAAAACUUAAAUUAAUUAGCCACAAAUUAGCAACCCCCAUAAACACUAUGACCCUUGGAUUGGAGGCUGUUUCACUGUGUACACGUAUAUUGUGUCUGUCCCUAACAAAUAAAUUGUAAAUAAAUGCAAUGCCAUUUAUAUAAGUGAGGGGUUAAAGGAAGCUAGAACCAUAUGCACACAUUUGAUUCUUACAGUGUUUAAGGAAGUACAGAUUUAGAGAUUAUUGCAGCAUCUCAUUGUAUGUCAUACCAUUUAAAACUGAUUGUGGUAUUGGCCUUACUCUUGAGACAAAUACUCAGUUAUGUCUGCAGUCCCUCUCACCUGGAAGACACUGAAUUGUCCAUAAGAUUAAUCUAUAUGGACAAGUUUUGUGAGCGCUGCAGCACUUCAACAGCAGACGGGAAAGAGGAGUGUGUUGUCUGAGCAAUUAGCAACACAAGUUCAAAUAAACUAAGGAUAAAGGGUGUACUUCUUUUUUAUAGUCAAAAGUGUGGAUUCAUUUUCCCCUCAAAUUCAUUUUAGCCCCAAUCCUCCUCCGUGAAUCAUGUAAUCCUCACCCUCUUUCCUGUCUUGUGUGUCCUUGUGUUCUCUCAGGUCUGGCCCAGUGUGCAGAGCUGUGCUGGCAGCUCCGCGGUCAGGCUGACAGAAGGCAGGUCCCCGAGGCUAAAGUGGCCCUGCAGCACAACAUCGGCUUAGGAGGAGCUGUGGUGGUAACUCUCUACAGGCUGGGAUUCCCUCAGGAGGCCAGGUUAGAGAGAAGUACUUUCGUCAGUGCUAUUGAACACUGAAAAAUGUUCAAAAUGCUGAAUAAAAAGGGAAAAUCGAAACAACAAAAACACAACAAAACCAACAACACAUAACCCACCAAAGGAAAACAUACAAAAAGAAAACCAAUGAAAACUUUUUCAAGCUGUGAUUCUCCAGCAGCCCUGACUUCACCCACAAGGCUCAGUAACAAGUUUUCUAAAAACGGUCCACAGAAGAGAUUGAAUAAAAAGGAUUUAUUCCCCUGGGCUUAAAAGAAAACUUAAUAGUGAAUGAAGCAGGCACUGAUCUAGAUGCAGAGUUAUAUGAUUGAUCCAAAUGAUCUGAAUCCACAGACAACAAAGCCUGGAAGAAGAUCUUUGUUAAAAAGACCAGCAGGUACUUCAUCUUAAGUCCCAGCACAUACAUAUGUCCUAGAAUCAAUAUUUAGUGGACACUUCAAGUAUUGUCUCAGCUGUUGAGUCAUUGUGAUGUGAAUGAAAAGAUGAUUCAGCUGCAGCUUGACAUAAUGAAUAAAUAUCUGAGUGAGCUGGAUUCACGCAUAGACAGGCUUCAGGAGUUAAAUGAAGCCUGUGCAGGGGUGUUCCAGGUUGAAAGAUACAAUCUGAGUUUCAUUUCAGCUCCUAUUGUCUGCUGUUUUUUGCUGAAGAGAUAUUUGUUUACAAGUUUCACAAAAAAGAAAAUACAGAUUGUUCCCUAUUCUGAGACUGAGACCCCUAUCUGGUAUUCCCAGCAUCACCAGAUGUACUGCAGACCUGCAGCUGAACAGUUCUUUGCAUAUUUUUCUUCUCACCUCAUGCCCACAGAUAUUAGAUGGUUGUACCCUGGAACAAGUAAUGUUGCUUGCCUGCAUCAGACUCUGUGUGUGCUCACAUGAAAAGCCACUUCAUUUGUCUAACAGACAGGCACUUCUUCAGCCGGGCUGUUGAAAUAAGAAACAUUUAGGAAUACUAAGUCUCUUGCUGAAAAAAAAACACAGAAAAAAAAACAUUGGCUGCAGUUUAAAAACCGACUCCGAUGAAAAUCAAGUUUUUCUUGUUGGCUAUAUGUUCACACAGCAUUUUUCUGAUGCUACAGGACAUACAGUGGAUAUAAAAGGUCUACACACCCCUGUUCAACUGCCAGGUUUUAGUGAUGUCAGAAAAUGACAGCAAGAUAAAUAUUUCACAACUUUUUCCACCUUAAUGUGGCCUAUAACCUGUACAAUGCAACUGAAAAACAAACUGAAACCUUUAAGGGGAAAAAUAAAAAAUAGAAAAGUUAAAAUAACCUGUUUGCAUAACCCCCUCCCCCUAAAUUAAUACUUUGUUGCAGCACCUUUGGCUUUUAUUACAGCACUCAGUCUUUUUGGGUAGGAGUCUAUCAGCGUGGCACAUCUUGAUGUGACAAUAUUUGCCCACUCUUCUUUGCAAAACUGCUCCAAAUCUGACAGAUUGCGAGGGCAUCUCCUGUGCACAGCCCUCUUCAGAUCACCCCACAAAUGUUCGAUGGGAUUCAGGUCAGGGCUCUGGCUGGGCCAUUCAAAAGUCUCAAUCUUAUUCCGGUGAAGCCAUUCUUUUAUUGAUUUAGAUGUGUGCUUUGGGUCAUUGUUGUGCUGAAAGAUGAAGUUCCUCUUCACCUUCAGCUUUCAAACAGAAAGCCGAAGGUUUUGUACCAACACUGACUGGUAUUUGGAACUGUUCAUAAUUCCCUCCACCCUGACUAUGGCAACAGUUCCAGCUGAAGAAAAACAGCCCCAAAGUAUGAUGCUGCCACGACCAUGCUUCACUCUGGGUAUGGUGUCCUUUUGGUGAUGAGCAGUGUUGAUAUUGCGCCAAGUAUACCUUUUGCAAUGAUGCCCAAAAAGUUCAACUUUGGUUUGGGGGCUUAAAGAAUAAGAGGUAUGCUGCAGAGAAUUACCUGGAUUCAGGGACAAAAUAGACACCAAAAUGUUCACUUUUUUAAUCCAAAGGAAAGUGGUUAUUGUUGAAAAGGUCCUUGUGUGUAGUUCAUAUUUUGGUAUUAUAGAUUUUCCUCUGGCAGCUGUGUCAUCAUUAUCUGAUGUAGACUCAUGUUCAGCAUCGUUCAGUAUUCAGUAUUUUUCUGCUGUUUUACAAACUUGUUUUUUUUUUGUUAUUUUAAAGGAGACCCUCUGAGCUUUCAUUCAAAUUCAAUUUUGAGACACACACAGAAGUAACUUUGGCUUCUCAAGCUGUCAGUGACAUAUUUUUUCUAAAGUUUUCACCUAAAUUACAUUUCUUCUUUUAGCUCUGUGCCAUCUAGUAACAUCAGGGAAUACUCACAGGGCUCUAAGAUUUCAAGAAAUGUGUAAUCGUAGCACAGUGUGCUGCCAAGAAAUAACAAACCAAUACAGUGUGGGAAUGACCAAUCAGAUCCAAGUAUUUAACCCAGCUGUGUGGUGACUUUGUUUAGAGUCUCACAUGCUGCUGCCUCUGUGUCAGCCAUCAGGUUUUCAGAGUCAUUUUUCAUAGUGUGUUUUUCUCAUCUAGCUGCUUUGAUCUGUUUCUCUCAGGUCCCAUAUUGCUGCAGUGCCCACCAGCUCAGAUGGUGGUCUGGAGGGGUUCAAAGCUUAUCCUGUAUUCAAAGAGAUUGAGAAACAUCUACAGCAGGUAUGAAAACAUGUUAUGACCAGCUGCAGACCCACCCUCAUGUCUUCAUGAAGUUGUUCUGGGUUUGAUCUGUUGGGAAAUGUAUUCUCACAGUAGAUUAAUUGCAGCCAUGCUUCAGAUUUUCUUUGUCCCACUUUUCUUCCUCCCAGUCGUCCAAUUGUCUCGUCACAUAUAGGUAACCAUGAGCUCCACAAAGAUGUCAGACUGCUUUCACUUUUUUUGAUGGAUGUCUUCAUGGAAUAAUUUUAUCUUCUUUCAUUUUGGAGGCAGAGGGCAAUUUAUGCUUCUUCAAAGCUUUUGUAUCAGCAGCAGAUGCAUUCACUGACAUACCAAUUAAACUGUGAAUCAAUUAGAGCAUUAGGCAGACAGCUCCAGCUGUGACAUCCCACUACUGAGCCCACAAUCCUUUUUUUUACAAAACAUAGAGACACUUAAUUCCACUGCUACAAAGUGUUCACUAUAGUGACCAUUGUUAUUUCAUGAAAUGAACUAUAGAAAACCAACAAUAGAGGUGUGAGCUUUAUUUGUAAAGAAGAACAAGCACGGCACGUAGCCCUAUAAUACAAUGUAACAUCAUUUUCAAAAAACUUUUCUCACCUUAUGUUUGGAAACUUGUAUUAAAAGACUUUCAAUUUCAAUUAAAUGCAACAAAAAUGAUCAAGUCAAUUGCUAAAGCUUUUUCCAAUUCCAUCUGUUUUCUCCUCCAAUAAUGCACAAAACAUUUUCAAUCAAGGAGGCACACUUGAGCGUGUUUACACCGGGCAUUGAUUCAACUCAGCUCUAUUUUAACGUACUUAAUGGCACCUUUCAAACACAAAAGAACAAAAAGCUCCUUUUCAGUUGAAGGCACAACAAAGACAAGUUGUGUAAUGUUCAAACAGAUCAACUUUGUUUUUUUUGUUUUUUUGAGUUGGAUGCCUGCAACAUGUUCCAAAAAUCAAUAAACUUGAUCAGUUUGAAGAAUAACUAUCUUGUCUUUGAAGUGUAUUCAACUGAGGAUAGGUGGAAACAGAUUUGCAAAUCAUUGUAUUCUGUAAUUAUUCAUGUUUACACAGCGUCCCAACUUGGGGGUUGGGGUUGGGGGGUCAGCUGGUGAACAAUCUGAAAGUGGUGAACUGGUAACAAUUGUCAGAAAGCUGCAGAGAUACAUCACCACUAAGUUUGGACACCUCAAACUCUCACUGUGAAUAUGACGUCAGAGUCACACACUGACAGUUGACUGCACAUGCACAUGUUAAGGUGGCGUUACUCAAACAGUGUAUGCUGCAGCCCUUAUUUACGUGCUCGCUCUUUCGUUCCACUCCAGAUUCUGCACCACAGCUGUUGGUUUUUACAAUAAAAACAAUCUAUGUGGUGAUUUGCAUUCACAGCGGUUAAAGUGAGAUCCAAUCACAAGUGGUCUCUGGGCACCUGUGAAAAUACAUACUUCACAUGUAAACUGAUGCUCCCAGAGCCCUCCACUUAGGAUCAUAUUACCCAGGAGGCUGCAUUUUAAUUCGAGAUGUAAACAUGACCUUUGUCAUGAAUGAUGUCAGCAACCCAAACAGCGUCAUAAUAAAGUGUAUGUGCAUAUUUUUAAAUGCCUCAAGCGACAAUCAUUGUUAAAUCAGAGAAAAAGACCACUUGUAAACCAUUUGUCCCUGUGUUAUUGAUUGUUAUUGAUUUGUAGUUGUAACCUGUGAAGAUAGUCAUUUUACCUGAAUAAUGUGUGGGAGCAGUUAUGUCAGAGUGGUUAGUUGUUGCUGAAAUGCCUGCAGGCUCCCAAUGGCAUAUGUUUAUGAGGGAUACAGUGUUUCUAUUGAUUGCAAUUGUACUCAGGCCGACAUUAAGUGUAUGCUGCCAUGCAAAACACAUUCUAGCUUGAUUGAAGGUUUGCAGGGGGCCUUUUACAUUUUCUGAGAACAGACAGGGUUGUUAUGUACUUUGUUAAUUUCUCUCAGUGAUUUUGAGAGGGAUCUGGCUGAAGACCUCCACUGUUACCUGAGGUGACAAUGUUUUUCAUGUACUCCAGUUUGUUUGAAGUGGUCAUCCUGUUUUGUAUUUAGUAUUUAUUAAAGACAUGAAUACACAAAAGUCAUAUUAACAUUAUAUACAUAUAAUAAAGCCCAAAGAAAAAGAUUAUAAUCACACGAGACAAAAAAUACGUACUUCCAGGUGGAGGUGGGUCCUCUCAGUGGAGAUCUGCAGCUAGAUUAUCUUGGCCAUUUUUGUUAUUUUCUUGUUUGGAUUUUUGUUGUGAAUAUGAGACUAUGUCUGCUGCUUGAGUGAGUCCACAGAAUAUUGUUGGGGAGUUUUUGGUAAGAUGACAAUGAUGUUUUGAUGAAGAUAAGAUCCACUUCAGAACCGGGAGUGAGUCAAGAUGUGCUGAAUUUUGUACAUGUACAUGCACACGUUCCCUUAACAAUGUAUCACUGAAGUAUUUGAUUUGAAAUGUGGAGGCUUUUUUCUCCUUUCCAACUCUGCAACAUAAAAAGGUCCACAACAUGGGACCCAAUGCUCAUUUAACUCUCUGCAGGAAGGAGAGCAGCUUGUCAAAAAGGUCGGUGGAGUGUUUGCUUUCAAAGUGAAGGAUGGACCUGAUGGAAAAGAGGCCACCUGGAUCGUGGAUGUGAAAAACGGCAAAGGUUCUAUCUCCAAUGACCCAGGUAAGGAUCCAAAAUUAAUGCUCAUCCCGAAGUUUUGGACAAUAUCUUUCUACAUAAAUACAUAUAUGUGUAAGAGGUUUUAAACCAUGUCACCAGUAAAUAUCAACCAGUAGUUCAACAGGAUGAAUCAAACCAGUUAAAGCUCCUGUGGGAACCUUUCAGCUUAUGUCAACUUUGGCGCCCCCUGUGGACAACGCAGUUAUUCACCCUCCACAUACUUGAGUUGUGUCCUCUGGCAUUAAUUCUCCUGCUGCUGACUUUUAAAAUUAAAAAAAUUACCUGAAAUAUAUAAACAGCUGCUGAACUGACUCCUACCCCCUCACAAAGGAUUCAUACAUUCAAAAUUAAUGUCAAAUAUAAAAAAAAAUCAUUCAGUCAUGUCAGCGAUGGUCUCAUUUGCUUUGCUGUUUCAUAAAAAGACAUCAGUGUAAAUUUCAGCCUAUUUUAUUAGAAAAAAAAAACACAUAGGAGCUUUAAAGGAGCAGGGUUUAGAAGUGGAAGUAGAAGUUUGUAAUCCAUUAGUAGCUACUGUAGAGACAUGGUUGUAACCUUUGCAGAGGGGUACCUUUUUUCUGUGGAUCAAACAGGCUCAUUCAGAGUUAAAAAAUAGUACUUAAUGUAAUGGCUUUUAUAAUUCUGUGAUUAUACACUGAUAUGAACAGUAAUAUAUUUAUAUUUUAUUCCAUUUCCACCAAGUUUGUCCUACUAAAUGCUGCGCAAUACUACAUCCUGUACUUUGGAAAGAGUGGCCUAGUGGGGUGCCACACCUCAUUUACAAAGGCUAAUAGAGGGAGGAAGCAGCCCAGAUCUACAUCAUUACCCACUCCGUCUGUCAUCAUAGCCCAAAUUAAACUCAUCAAACAAACGGCUCAGUUUUUGUGACCACUUUUGACUUAUGAACAGGUGUUAAACAUAAAAAAAAAAAAAACAGAUCAAGACCUCUCCCUGUGUUUGAAAAGAUGUACUUUAAACAUCUCUAGAUGAGCGGAGGACUCAGUAUGGCAGACCUCUUUUGUGUAACGCUUACGUCAACCUCCCUUUGAUGCUUUAAAGAAUAACGGUAAUUACUAUGUUAUGUGAAUUAUAAAGGUAGCACCUUUUUUAUCCCUCCUAUUUGGAAUUCAUUGAAAAUUGACUUUCAAGAAAACACAAGAAGUGUAAUGACAUCGUUGGGAUGGAAAAAACACAAAAGGUGACUUUGAAAAGAAGUCUGCAGCGUUCUUUAAAACUCUGCAAGGACUCUCUCCUUGAUCUUUUACACACAAAGACUUUGUCACUUUGACUUAAAUCCUUAGCACACAAGCUGUAUUGUGACACAGAGGAAAAAUCUUGCUUCUUUCAGCACUUUUCUACACAACCGUUUUUUUUAGCACUGUAAACACACAAACAAUAGUUUUUGUGUUCAUUGAACAUGGACUGGAUUUAUUCACUGUGCCUUUUUCUUGCUUAACAGAGGACACACACAUUUUUCCACCAUGUUUUUGUGCUUGUAAGACUUUUUUUUUCCUGUGUCGAGGCGGAUCACAUUCCAUACAUCGACUUCUUCCCUCUCAAAGAGUUUUCGUAGCUUUUCUCCUGUAUUGACUCUGCUAUGUUUUGUUAUAUUUGUUUUGCUUAAAGAAGUUGGACUCUUGUGUAGCAGUCAGAAAGAAAGACUGUCCUGAGUACAUCACCAUGGGAACUUGUGCUUUGCUGCUAACUGGCAGGAUAUAGUCAUGACAACAGAAUGACUUGAAUAGGACUACUACCCACCAAUUACUUCUUCCACUUCUGGAGUUUACGAGAGCAUUCAGUUACCAGAAAAACCCUUUUACUCCCCCUCAUAAUUAUUCAAUUCACAAGCAAUUCUUUCAGAACAGGGACUUAAUGGAGGCACAGCAGUGUUGCUCUUAUUGCUCCUAUAGGAAAGUAGCUGUUUGGACUAUUAAAUUGUUUUUAUAUAUUUAAUUCCUUUUGCACCCAUGUCUGUUUGCCUCCACAGACAUUAUACCGUAAAGUAUAAGUCUUUUACUCUGUGUGUGGAUGCAAUGAGAUAAUUACCCCUUCAUUUAAUUGACUACACAAAUGAAGCUAUUGCAAGUUCUGAUUGAGCUCUUAUGCUUAACAUUCAUAUUGUAGAUGGGCUUUUUAAAAUCUGAUAACUGAAUAGGGUCUAAGAUAUGUCAAACUUAAAUAUAGUUAAAAUGCAAAGACCUAGGCAUCAAUAUAAUGUCGUGGCAAUUUGUCUCUCAUGAGUCACAAUGUUUCAUUGUCUGCUGUCUGACUGAUCAAGGCCCAACCUACACCGUAAAGCCUAAACCCCGAGGCCUCACAGACUUUCUUGACAUCAGGCUUUUACAUUGGUUAGUAAAUUGAGUUGGGCUGUCUUUUCUGCCUCUGGUUCUUACUUAUUCCUCAUUUCAAUAUCAUUAUUUUUGGAGACUAGAACAAGAAAAAUAUCAAAAAUGCCAAAUACAAGCACUGUGACAAAGAUUGUUUACUUUUUUUCCUUUAUUGACUAGGUUGUCACUGAUGUCUCUUUUGCUGUUGAGCUAUAAAAACCACUGUGAUGAAGCUUUGACCAAUUAGAAUCAAGUAUUCAGCACAGUCACACAUGCAAUCUGUGAGCUAAUGAGUGAGGAGAUGAGUGAGGAGAUUGGCAUUGCACCACUCUGUUUUGGCUGUCUCACUGUGUAUUGGUUCGUCUACUAAUCAAUGAAAACUCAUUAAUGAACCAUUUGAGGAAGUGCUUGCAAAAACUGUAUUUUUGAAAAUCUUUUUAUUACUUGAAGAUGGAUCAAGCUGCUGCUGCACUAGACAUUGGAACAUGUGGCUCAUUAAAAACACACUUCAGGUAAAAAAGCAAUCACACAGUCUGUAAUAGACCAACCUCCUGUCAUUCAGUUUGAUGCCUGAAGCAUUUUCUGAUAUCCUUGAUAUGCCGGAGGCAAAGGUCAUGUCAGAUAAGGUGUGUUCUGCCUUCAUGAGCUGAUUAGGCCUCAAUACACACACAGAAAUACACAGACAUACACACACUCACACACAAAGAUACCUUCCCUCACUGUCUCAUAAAUAGCUCCCCGACUGUUUCCAUUAGGGCUCUUCUCUCGUGAUGUUUACUGGAACUAAGCCAUUAUCUCUGAAGUAACCCCUGCCACUCCACCCCAAUGAAUGUUCCAGAGAUAGAAAGUAAUUUUCAGGAAAUCUUGAUUGAUUGAUGGGUGUUUUUGUUUUUAUGAAAAUACUUUGUACCUAUUUGCAAUUAUGAACACAAUAGUAAUACAGAGCACUGACAGGAGUGAAAAAAGGUAACCACAACUGAACUCUUACAGUUAAAUGAUUGUAUUCUUUGGAUAACGAAACACAAAUGCCCACUUUUAAAGAUGACUUUGAAGCAACUGACCUUGAUAAUUUAGUGAAAGUGUGGGAUUCUGUUUUAGGCUGUGGACACUGCUCACCAAAAGUCAAAUAAAAUCUCUUUAAAGCAGCCUGUAUCUAUAAUUAUAAAAUAGUAAUCAUAAUGUGAUCUUCAUCUAUGAAUGUAAUCUUGAAAGAAAUGACAUGAACAGUGUAAACAUGAAUUCUAGUUGUAAAGAAUGAUUAGAUCAUGAAAAUAGGCAAAAAACAAAACAACAAAAACAAAAAACAGUCAUUUCAGGUUACAAGGGGCAUUCAUGAACCUAUCCAAAACAUUAUAUCAGGUAGUCGUGAUUUAAGUCUUGGAAUUUAAUUGGAGUUUGUGAAUAUUCUAGUAAAUUCUGCUAUGACUGUCUCCAUGGUGACUUUCAAUUUUCUAACUUGAUUUGAGGGGUCCCUCAAGGCUCAAUCCUCAGUCCUCAUUAAUUCACUAUUUAGAUAAACUGUCUUUUUCCACCAACAUUUUUAUACAUAUUUUUAUGCAUAUGGUAAUAUCUCAUGUACCAGUUUAGGCCUGUAUGAAAAAAAUACACAUUCUAUGUGCAGUUAAAUUGGUUAGUAUUUCGAUAACUUUGUGACAUGUGGUACAUAAAUAUUUGAGAGUAAGUGUUUCUGUGUCAUGUCAGUAAAAACAAAAUUUGAUGGAAACCAGUUUUAGAGUUUUUAAGUAAGAUAUUAUCUUGCCAGAUGCAGGAUUUCACCUGCUUUGUGUCACCUUUGUUGUGUUUGUUUGUCUCAUGAUGUGCCAUAUGGUUUCAACAGUUGACAAGUAUGGACUGCUGGCAAGCCAAAAUAUUGUAAUAUGUGCAGAAUGUGGUAUGGCAUCUUCUUGCUGAAAUAUGUGAUAUCUUCCUGAAAAGGCAUUGUCUGGAUGGCAGCUUAUGUUACUCCAAAACUUGUAAUUCCUGUACAUACUGUUAUCAUUGUAGCACCUUCCCCUUUGCGCAAGCCCCUAUGCAGUGCCACCUAAAUUUCUCCAGAUUCUCUUUUAAUAUUCUUUGCUGUAGAUGAUGAAAUCUUCUUUUUUUUUCUUCAAUGUUGCAUUGAGGGACAUAAUUCUGAAAUGAUUAACUAUUUGCUCCCACAGUUUCGCACAGUGUUGUGAAACUCCCUCCCAUCUUUACUUCUGUGAGAAUCAGCCUCCCUGAAAUGCCCUUUUUAUACCUAGCCAUGUACAUAACCUGCUGUAAAUAAUUGUAAUUAGUUGUGAGACAUUCCUCCAGUUGUGUUUUGAAGCAUUAAUUAAUUUUUCAGUUUUUUGACCCCAUAUGAGUCUAUUUUAUAGAUAAAAUUAGCACAUAUUUUUUAAAUAAAAAGGGAUGGGUUUUUUUCUACCUUUUUUUUGGUCUGUUUUAAUGACAUUUUUCAUGAUGUUCCAGCUUUUAUGGAACUAGGAUUUUAACCAAAAAGCAUUAUUUUUCACUACUACCACACUAUCAACAUUAAUCUGAAUAGUAGCUGCAUCCAAAUGUUUUGAAAGCAUAACUGUUCAACCUUGGCCUCCAUCUAAAUUGUACAAAUGCAAAGUCAGAGAGUUUAAAUACAAAAUUAUGCAUGUAUUGCCAUCUCUUUUGUACGCUUCAAGUACAAGUGUUGCACAUAUUUCCUGAACAUGGUACAGCCUUCAAUGCCGCUGCUUUGGGAUGAAUCUCAGAUGACUCUUAUCAAAGCUUGUUUUGGCUCUGUGGUGGUGACAGCCUUUGAAUUUGGCACAAAAUAUAGUCUUUGGCUUCAGAAUUAAUUUAUUAGAUUUGGCUUCAAAUGGUUAGGUCUCGACUGCCUCAGGGUAGGAUCAUUUUGGAAAAUUUUAUAUUCAAGUAAUGAUUGAGAAAGUUCCAAUAUGUCAUUAUUUUGGCCACCUUUGAUUAAAAAAUGGAAAAAUCUUUCCCCAACUCUCCCUCUUUGGCUCUUGUUCUUUUCCCUGUAGAGGGCUUCAUGAGUUGUCACACUGGAGAGAGAACAGAGAAAGAAAUUAUAUCUGAUGUUAUGAACUUGCUAAAUGAUAGUAAUGCUUCCCUCGUUUAAUGCAGACCUAUUUAUGUAUUUUUUUCUAAUGGUAAUGUAUCUUUUGACCUACUUUCCCAGUCCAAAUCUAUACCCAGUCUGCAGCAUCAUUACAGGUUUACUGUUCAUCUGCAUGUUCGGUAAUAAAUGCAGCUGUCUAUAGUGAAUGAUAUCCAAACAUACAUUUCCCCUGCACCAGGAGAUCAUGCUAAAACCUAAUCACAUCAGCGGCUUGAUGCAGCAAAAUUUCCUCUAACUCAUCUUAUAUAAGAAAAUCCUAGUUGUCUUUUUGCCUUGAAAAGGAACCUUAAGUGUCAGCUUUCACCUGCAGCUCUCCUACAGCUUAGAGUCGAGCACCAACAUCGUUGUCUUUAUCCUGUCAACAUUUGAAAACAAUGCCAGAGUCAGACGGAGGAAUAAUGUCAAAGCAAGACCUUUGGAGCUCUUCGUGGUCAGCAGAUUUGACUAUCAUAAUGGUCUUUUCACUGAGCUUUCACAACAAGCUUUUCAGCAUUUCAAGUCUGUUGGAAUCUUGAGAAAAACAGAGAAAAAUGACCACAUUGCUCCAGUUUUAAAAUUCUUACACUGGCUACCUCUUCAUAGGCGAACUUGUUUCAAAAUUUGGUGUGGGAGUUUCUCUGUGGCUUCUUACAGAUCCCCUCUGGUGACACCGGAGAAAAAAAAAUUAAUGCGAGGCCACGAGUUAGUGUCUCGUGGCCACGAAAAUGUUAAUGCGUGGCCACGAGAGAAUUCAAAUUAAGUAGCGGGAUCUGCCAGGGGGAUUUAGAGGAAGUUUGUUUAAUUCUUGCAGCUCUGGACCCUAAUGCCUCAGCCAUCCAUCUAUCCAGGACACUAAAUCUACCCUCAUUCAUUCAGCAUUACCAACACUGACAUGUCUGGCUUCACGUGGUCCAGUGUCCGUGUGAACUUGAGUCAAUGCAGGUGUCGAUCUAAGGGACUAAUCGAGUUUACAUUUACAGAGUUCGGUAAAGUUGGAAAGAUAUUCAGAGACCCGGACUUCUGGGAUCAAUAACUCUGAGGCGAAAUGUUGUCCACACACAAAUGAUCCCUCUUUCGCGCGGUAAUAGCACAGACUACUAGCUACAAGAAUCAAAAACUGUCUUGUUACAAAAACAAGCCGUUCUUGGAGCUGGAUGAAUAAUAUUGAUCUCUUUGUACAGCCAGUAGCCGGGUGAGUGCGCAGGGAACGUCUCACAGUACAAGAGCAAGACCCUGCAAACAGAAAUCAAUAGCUCUACUGUCAUACAGUACAGAGACUCCUUGGUGUGUGUGGUGAUUUUGGAGUCUCUUUACUGUAUAACAGUGGAGCUAUUGAUUAAUAUUGGAAGAUGUUAAUGAUUAUGAUUGUAGAAGACUAGAUCUGACUUUGACCACAUUUUAGACUUCAUUCUUACUAUCUUAAUUUCUGUCCACUGAGCUGCACCCUAUCACAGCAGAUACAUCUGUUACUCACUAUUACCUCUAAUACAUAAACAUUACCUCAUUAACAGACUAGAGAAAGCCGUGUAGGCUUUAUUAAAAGUUCAAUUUAAAUUCAGCAGACAGAGUUUCAGGCUGCUGGAUUUUAACAUCGCUGUACUUGUUCAUGCUGAGUUUGGAAAAAAUAGGUUCAGCAACCAUGCUGCAAACAGAUUUAUUACAAAGACCCUUAAGGUUUUCAUUUCUUAUACUGGGCAUUAUUUAUGUAAAAGCGCUUCCUUUGUCUAUGCUUAAAUGGAACAAAAGCCACUCUUGGAUUUUUCUGCAAUAAAGAAAGAGUUUAUGUAAAAACCACAGGCACAUACAAGCAGGUAUUGAAAUCUGUCAUGAUAAUAUAGUCUUAAAGCUUGAACAAAGGUUGUGUGUCAAUGGCGAAAAGAUUAUAUAUUCCUUUAUCAAAGUGGUAGAGACCUCUUGUGCUGAAAAACUCGAUAAAACCAAUAGUGAAUCAGAAAAGAUGAGUCAUAAAGCUUUUCAGAUUGUUGUUUUAGAGAAAGGAGCUUCCGUUGCUGACGCACACGUUUCUAUACAAGUGGGGAGUCAGAUAAAUGCCAAGUGUUUGUUGUUCAGAACAGUUAUAUAAAAAAUGACAAGCAUCUUUCUCAUAUGUGAUUUGAUUCAUGUUUUUUCCCCCCAUAAAUGUAUCAAGAAAAGCAAUUUACUGUAAGUGAAAUACAUUUGUUGUUUUUUCCUUUAAGGUACAAAGGCAGACUGCACUGUAGCCAUGAGUGAUGUGGAUCUUCUGGAUCUGAUGACCGGAAAGUUGAACCCACAAACGGUGUGUAUUUAUUAAUUUCAGCUUUCACACAUAAAAUAUGUGACAGGAAAUAUAAAAGACCUUCCUUCAUUGACUCUAAAAGUAAUACAUUUAUAAAAGUCUCCUGAUAUGUUGGUUUUGUAACUUAAUGGUAUCCAUAUUUCUUCUUAUUUACCACAACCACUUUCACAGCUGCAGCUCAGAUAAUAAAGUGGACAUAGACACAGGGAUACACUGUGGUUUUUAACUGGCUUUUAAAAAGCUACUAGCAUCAAGAAACCUGGAAAAGGUUAGAUCUCAGUUAUGAUAUGUAAACCCACAAGUGCACCGCUCAUUUUAUCUAAGUUGAAGCUUAGAUAAAAUGAUCUCAGCUGCAGUUAUUAAAGGAUCUGUUUGGGGCUUUGACGUGUAAUUCUGGAGACCUUUUUACAAUCAGUAGUUGUAAAUCAGUGAAAUCAGUAGGACUCUUUCAGGCAGCGUUAAAUAUGUCAAGAAAUUUUAAAUCAGUUUUAGUCAUUUUCACAAAAUUGUUGUUAAUUUUAGCUGCAUUUUAGUCCAUCUGUCUUGUGUUUGUUUUAGUCAAGAUUUGGUCAGAGGCAGUCAGUUUUCAUUUUAGUCUAAUUUCAUUCAGCGUCAAAACUUUUCCAGACAGUUUAAUGAUCUUUGUUUGAGAAAGAUAUGUUUAAGAAUAGUACAAAUUUGAGUGUAAAUUAAAAAGAUUAUUAUAUAUAUAUAUAUAUAUAUGGUCAUCUUGGCUGAAAAUGUGUUUCUAACUUAAACUUCCUUGUAAAAUUCUCCUUUCACUACUCCAUUCAACUGCUUUUUUUGCAGAAUAACUCGGGUCUGUAUAUGAAUCUGUUAAAAUCACAGGUUAGAUUUUAGGAGGAGGAAGUUGACACGUGCUAUAAUCUAACUUGGCUUUGCUUAAGUAAACAAUCAGACAUUUAGCAACUCAUUCUGAUCACCAGUAGGUGUAAUGUUGAGUUUUGUGACCUUGUCAAAGACUGCUAUCAUAGAGCUAACUAACCUGCGCUUGUGAUGCUAGCUACCUGCAUGACUAUUGUUUACCUUUUUGUAGAAUAGCUGAUAGUUACAUGUUUGACUUUUCAAUACAGAUUGUGAAAAAACUUCUUACCGGCAUGCACAGGUUGGAAAAUCGUCUAAUGACAAUAAAGUAAAUGGAGACAAUUGAUACCAGUGCACUUACACACAUAAAUGAUUGUUAGAAAAAAAAGAGUAUCUGUUAUUAUUUUUGACAGCAAAGUUAACACUGCUCACAGGAGGAGGACUGCAUUUCCCAUGAGCAUUAUCUCUGCCUGUCAUAGAGAUGCCAUGUGUGCAUGUAACAUGGAGGCGAGUGAAUAGAGUAGAGAUCAUUUUUUGUUAUACUACUUUGAUUUGUUCAUGACUUUUCUGGGAUGCAGAGGAAUUAGGUAGUGUGCUGACUUGGAGCUAUAAAAAAACAGUCAAACUUAACCCUUCACAGCCUGGUGUCAUGAUGUUGCUCUGGUGUAGUAAUAAAUCUCAGAAUAACAUAAAUAUGCACUCUCAAUGUUUUGCUCUUGAACCCAGCAAAGUCCUGGUUGUGGAGUUUCUUCCACCAAAAAUGUGCAUAUGUUAAUAAUCCUACUUCAUGAGUGUAGAACAUGGUGUUAAAACAAAAUUAUCAAAAGAUGGAAAAAAUCCUCUUGUUUGCUGGUUUACUUCUCUGCCAAACUUAACCAAAUAAGUCCUGUACACAGACACUUCCUGGUGAGUGCAAAAUAUUGACUCAGCUGUGUUAGUUGGAAAUCUAAUCCCAUCACAGGCACCAAAAUCCAGUACUCCCUGGUGUUAACUUCAGGGAGAACUCACAGCCUCUGCUUGGUUUUGAUUUUUAAGGUGGAGGAGCACAAUGAGCACUAACUAAAUCUUUGCAACGACUUGAAUUUGACAGGCUCCCUUACCUGAGAUAGAGGAGAAAAUAACCAUUGCUAUUUCGUCUUCACUUAAGUUAUAGUGUAAUCCUCUCUCAUGGUCGAUAAUGUUUACAGCUCUCUCUCUCAUGCUCUCUACCACUUAUGUCUGUCCCCUUCCUGCUGUUCCCUGCUCUGUCUACUACUGUUUUUUUCUGUUCUUAAAGUGAUCAACAGGAUCAUUACAAAAUGUCAUUAACAACUUUUUUUAAGUUCUAAAAAGUUGAAUAUUGGUAGAGAGUAAUGGGCCUCAUUCACCAACAUUUUUCUAAAGUUGCAGUGAGUAGAAAUGGGGCUAUUUAGUCAUAGAACACAACCAGUGUAUCAGCUCUCAACUGUGCACAGAGCAUUCAGGACAGGUUGUUAGAAGAUUGGUGCUACAUUAGCUCUGCUCUCUUAAAAACACUUCUCACUGCGGGUCAGUUAAAGGUCUUCGGUCCAUGAAACCAUCUCACUGCCAGUUGAGUGGUUUAAGAAAUCCAUUUGUAAGUAACAAACCUAUUUUUGUAAAACUGAUCAAAUUCCUCCUGGCCUCUGUGUCCUCAGGCAUUCUUCAAAGGGAAGCUGAAGAUCACAGGAAACAUGGGCAUGGCCAUGAAGCUGCAGAACCUCCAGAUCUCACCUGGAAAAGCCAAACUGUGAGAAUCGAGGACAGAUUUUGAUCAUCUGAAGGAACAUCAAAACAUAAUCCCUCUUUUUGAAUUUACUGAUAAUUUUCUGAUCUUUGGUCCAUAAAGUUUCAGUUCCAGCUGCUACUUUAAAAUCACACUGCAAAUUUUAUGGACAGUUGUUAACAUUAGAUCUUACUGAUCUGAUUCCAUUUAACCUGAUUGAAACAAAGGUACAUCCAGUGAGUCUCAAAGGGGGUUGAAUAUCUGCAAAAUCACUGCAAAUGACACAGAAGUGUAAUUUUUUCCCCCUGUUUGAUUGAUUUUAUCUCUCUCUCCAAACACUUGAUGUGCCUUUAUUGUUCUCUGUAUAGCAUAUAAUUUUCUAUAAUUAAUCAUGUGAUAUACAGCUGCUUGACUGCAACCACUUUGAUAGAUAACUUUAUAUAAAAUAUGCAACAGUAAAUGGAGGGAAUGAACUGAUUUCCAAUAAUAAAGUAUUGCUAACAUUUCAGCAUAUCGAGUCCUUUCAGUAAACACACCUGUCAUUUAUUAUAAGGGACUAAGAGACUGUGUUUUCUUAUAAGCACAGGUCUGAGUUUUAACACCUAAUGUGGUGAUAAGUGAUGAGUCUAAGAAAUCAGUAGAGGCCUAAACACAAUAACAAGAAGUACUCAUUCAUUUUUUUAGCCUGCAGCCUUUUAAAGAUAACGAUUUAUUUUUCUAGAUGUUGUUAUAAAUAUGGAGAACAUCACCUCAAGUAUUGACUAACAGCAGACCCCGAGUGUAACAAAUUGAAAUUAAACUGUGAAUAAAUCAGCAAACUCCUGUCUAAUUGUUCAUCAUGUGCAUGAAGGAUUUGUUAAUCAUCUGUAGCUCAGCUCACAUCAGACUGGAUAGAGAAAGGCUGGGAUGCUGGGAUGUUAGGGUUGAGAAAGUGCUUUUAAAAUGCUUCUAGCUAACAGUAGAAAACAGCAUUUGUACAAAAACCCAGUUCCAUUGAAGUUGAGUUGUAAAUAAAAACAGAAUACAAUGAUUUGCAAAUCCUUUUCAACCUGUAUUAAAUUGAAUACACUACAAAGACAAGAUAUUUAAUGUUCAAACUCAUAAACUUUAUUUUUUUUUGCAAAUAAUAAUUAACUCAGAAUUUCAUGGCUGCAAUAUGUGCCAAAGUAGUUGGGACAGGGGGCAUGUUUAUCACUGUUUUACAUCACCUUUCCUUUUAACAACACUCGAUAAACGUUUGGGAACUGAGGAGACUAAUUGUUGAAGAUUUGAAGGUGGAAUUCUUUCCCAUUCUUGCUUGAUGUACAGCUUCAGUUGUUCAACAGUCCGGGUCUCCGUUGUCGUAUUUUCCGCUUCAUAAUGCCACAUUAUGGGAGACGGGCCUGGACUGCAGGCAGGCCAGUCGAGUACCCGUACUCUUUUACUAUGAAGCCACGCUGUUGUAACACGUGCAGAAUGUGGCUUAGCAUUGUCUUGCUGAAAUAAACAGGGGCGUCCAUGAAAAAGACGUUGCUUGGAUGGCAGCAUAUGUUGCUCCAAAACCUUUAUGUACCUUUUAGCAUGAAUGUUGCCUUCACAGAUGUGUAAGUUACCCAUGCCUUGGGCACUAAUGCACCCCCAUACCAUCACAGAUGCUGGCUUUGCGUAGAUAACAGUCCGGAUGGUUCUUUUCCUCUUUGGCCCGGGGAACAUGACGUCCACUAUUUCCAAAACAAUUUGAAAUGUGGACUCGUCAGAACACUUUUCCACUUUGCAUCAGCCCAUCUUAGAUGAGCUUGGGCCCAGAGAAGCCGGCGGCGUUUCUGGCUUUGCAUAGUUGAGUUUUAACUUGCACUUACAGAUGUAGCGACAAAUUGUAUUUACUGACAGUGGUUUUCUGAAGUGUUCCUGAGCCCAUGUGGUGAUAUCCUUUACACAUUAAUGUCAGUUUUUGAUACAGUGCCGCCUGAGGGAUUGAAGGUCACGGGUAUUCAAUGUUGGUUUCUGGCCGUGCUGCUUACGUGCAGUGAUUUCUCCAGAUUCUCUGAACCUUUUGAUGAUAUUAUGGACCGUAGAUGUUGAAAUCCCUAAAUUCCUUGCAAUUGUACUUUGAGAAACGUUGUUCUUAAACUAUUCGACUAUUUGAUCACGCAGUUGUUCCCAAGGGUUGAACCUCGCCCCAUCCUUGCUUGUGAAUGACUUUGAGGAAGCUGCUUUUAUACCCAGUCAUGGCACCCACCUGUUCCCAAUUAGCCUGCUCGCCUGUGGGAUGUUCCAAAUAGAUGUUUGAUGAGUAUUCGUCAAAUUUCUCUGUAUUUUUUGCCACCUUUCCCAACUUCUUUGACACGUGUUGCAGCCAUGAAAUUCUGAGUUAAUUAUUAUUUGCAAAAAAAAAAUAAAUAAAGUUUAUGAGUUUGAACAUCAAAUAUCUUGUCUUUGUAGUGUAUUCAAUUAAUAAAGGUUGGAAAGGAUUUGCAAAUCAUUGUAUUCUGUUUUUAUUUACGUUUAUCACAAUUUCCCAACUUCAAUGGAAUUGGGUUUUGUAUUUCUGAUUCAAAUACAGUUAAAAUUUGGUUAGACUCUAUGCCGCGGGCCACCAUUGUUUACAAGCUUGUUGCUAACACAACUAGACAUGUCAUUAUUCUUUCUUUCUUUUUAAAUUGGCCACUGAUAGAUUUAAAAGCAUCAUCUAAAAGAUCAGAUAGAAGUGACUGUCACAUGCCUGUGACUACUGCCUCUCUCUCCUGAAAUAACACUGAUUGGUCCAGUGGUUCUCUCACUGGGAACAAGCACAUCAGCCCGUCUGCCUGUUUUGCAGAGUUUAAGUCAGAAUUCUGAAAAGACGUUUUUAAGUGGCCCUUAUCCUCUUCUGUAGGAAGCAAUGCCUCUGAACAAUCUCAGACAGAGUUAUAACUCAAGGCCUGUUUGAAGUCAGUCAUUGAUUAUUUAAAAACAAUUCAUUGAUAAACUAGAUGGAUUAAAGAGUCACUUAUUGCUUUGAUAUAUCUAUCAGCGUCUAAAUUUUGCAUUACUCUUCUAAACUCAAAAUAUGCCAUCAUUAGUCUGACUUCAAACCAUUUUCUGUUUUGGCGUUCAACUUCAUGAUAUAUGAGAUGGAUGACUUUGUUUGGUAUGUAGCCUUGUCGCUUUGGUAACGCAGUCAGAGUUUGCUCAUUGUUGAGUGGAAGGAGAAAAGAAGAGAUAACAAAUUAAGUGUCUGAGGAGAAAGAUUUAAAGGUGAGGGACUGAAUAUGUAAAGAGAGAAAAAUCCCAGUGUGACCCUAACUUCAGGCUGUUCAGCUGAAUAUCACAGUUGAAGAAAAAGCUUGUUGAUACUUUUCUUUCUCUCAAGUGCUCACACAUGAUUGAUGGGUUCCCAUGGUGGUCAAGGUCUGCUUAUACAAAUGAGACAGACAGCGCCGGUUUUUGCAGCAGGUUUUUUUGUUUGUUUGUCUUGCCUGUCACCUCCUGGCUAGUGUUUUACAUGCCAGGCCUGCUGCAGGGAUGGUGAGGAUAUGAGAUAGCUCAUCCCUCAUUAACUCAGGCUAGUUGGUAUGACAGCUCACAGCAGACAAAUGUGCAGCAUGAUAAAUUACCAACAACGCAAUUCAUUUGCAACCAAUUUUGUCUUUUUUUCUGCCAACAAUGUCAAUAUAUUCAAUACGUUUUUUAAAUGAGUUUCCAAUCAAGGUUACAGAAAUAUGUUGACCAGUCCUGACAAAUCUGCUUUCCACUUCAAUUUGAUGUAUGAGCUCAAAGUCUUUUCUAUUCAGUGCAAAUAAAAAAAAUAAAAUAAAAUACAAAACAAAAGCACAUUUUGUUGAAUUUUUGCAGUCCAUGUGCCCUACUUCCUUUUAUUCCUGAGUUGACCCCUGCCCUCUGCCUGUUAACCCACCCUGCCCUCCUCUGUGGACCUUGCCAGAUCCAGCCUGUGUUCCUCUUCCCUUAUAUCCGGCUCACUCCUUUGGCCCUUCCCCCUUUCUGUCCCUCUGCCAGGUGUCCAGCUGGCCAAACGCUUACAUUCAGAUGCUGCCCAAGCUGCAGGGCUGGCCUGUUUCACUGACCAUUAGCAAUGGGCAAAUGGGUCUUUAGGAUGUAGACUGUAACAAAUACUGUGUGGGUAUGGUUAAAUGAGGUGACACAGUGUUGCGUUGCCUCAAGUCAACUUAGGAAACUUUUUUGUGCUCUGAACUUUUAAUAUCUUUAAUAUCAACCAAGUGUAUCCUGAAACUUACAAUAACAGAAAAAGUGAUUAGUUCUGUGGGCGUGGAAACAAAUGACGUGUGCUGUCUUUUAGCCUCAGGACAGAAUUAUCGAGGACAUAUUUCAUCUGAAUGUAAUAACUAUGAGCUGACUAGUUCAAUCUCGUCGGCUUUUAAGAGCCGCACAUAGUGAUACUAAAUAUGAUUUGGAUGUGAGGAAUUUUAACAGAUGGCACUUCUCAAACUUUGCCUCCCCAGGCUUAAGUUCAUUGAGAAGAUAAUAGCUUUAAGUUAAUACCACAGCAAAAUAUCACAUUGCACAUUUGUAUCAACGUCUGAUCUGAGACAGCGAUGUUUGCCACAGUCAAAUGAGGCAAUUAAAUGAUAACAGCUCAAAGAAUUCACUUUAUUUUGGUGGGUAGCAAAGUGUUGAAAAAUUCCUCAGUGGAGUGUAAACUUGACUAAAAUGAGUGCUUGAGUUGGAGUCUCUCAAAAUCUAAAUCUCGAAUUUACAUGGCAGACUUGACUCUAUAUCCUAGCAUGUGUGCCAGCUCUAGUUUGUCAUUAAGGUUGUUUUCAUACAAGAAGGUUUUGGGGUACUUGGGUUAGGGGUUCUGGACAACAACACACACUUACAAUGGUUUGUGGUGGUAUUGUUCCAAACAAACAGACGCAGAUGAAUAAGAAAAAAAUAGCUCAUGAAUUGGCCACACCAGGUAAAGAAAAUUCAUUCCCUUCUCCAGCUCAUUCAACACACAAACAAUGGAGCAACACUAAUCAAUGCAGCCUUGGGGUUUUUGCUGUUGCUUUGGUGUUUUUUCAUUUGUUUCACGAGAAAGCACCCAGCAUGAGCAGCAGGUGAGGCAUGUUGUUCCUUACAUGAGACAAAUGAGUCAGUACACAAAAAGAAAGCAAGCCCGAAUAAAAGCGUAACACUACAUGUUACCUUAGUGACACAGAGGUUGAGCAAGGUAUUGCCACACAGAUGCGCUGAGCUUCCUUACAACCUUUGAUUUAUAAGCUGGUCUGCUUUGCUUUCCCACCUCAAACAAACCGCACCAGAGUUCACUUGGAAGCUAAUCAAUGUUUUCAAGAAGGCCAGAGUUCACUUGUCUGGUCAGAGUUCAGCUGAGCUUUCACACCACUCUGAAAGAGCUGAACUAUCUGAGGAAAUGGACCAGGGUUUGUUUACAGUGGACCAAACAGCUCCAGCCUGAAUGCAACCUGAGAAGUAAAGCUGGCUGGCAUCCAUUGUUGCUAUUGCACUCACUGGAGACAUAUAAUUCAUUCAACCUCAUUUAAAAAAUACCAAACUAUCCCUUUAAGCUAGCCCUGUUGAGCUUUAUACCCUUGAACUCUUGAUGUGUGAUAAGAUGCUUUAUUAAUUCUUCUGGGAAGAGCAACGACUGCAUGCAAGCAAAGAUUUGAUAUACGUAUUUCAGAGGAGUCUGACUGAACUGUCCUUUUUAUAUAAGUAUAUAAAUAUUUUUGAUAGUGACCAGGUGGAUGUGGACAAAACUCUUAAAAACUGCAACAGCUGUCCAUCAUCAGAUAGAGUCUCAGACCUGGUGGGAUAACACUCAAUGACAUUGCCCUCUCAUGAGCAGUGUGGCGUGGAGUUGUCUCCAACAUACUUUUACAUUCUGUCCUCUCAGUCUGUCUCUUCUUUGAUUUUUUUGGACUGCCAGCUGCAUUCAAUGCCAUUUCCCUAAGUUGCUGUGGUAAAAGUGUUUUUCUUUCAUUCAUAACCCUUUUAUGCUCCAAGGCUGCUCUUGUCAUUCCUGCCCAGUGACCAGUGAAAAUUCACCUGACUGCACACCUGUGGGUCUGCAGCCUUCAAUUUUAUAAUACCACGUUUUGCUCUGUCACAUUUGUACAGUGUCUCUCAUCUAACAUUUUGCUCAGAAACGAUUGAAUUUCCCUUCAGGGAUCAAUAUAGUUUUUCUUAUCUAAUCUUUCUUUCAUGCUUGUUUUAUAAUUCAAGGAUAUUGUGAUGAAUCUACAUUAAGAUGUUGAGGCUUUGGGCCCUUAUGUGAGGAUCCUGCUCACCUUGAAGGGUUUCAGACAUUGUAAACCUGCACAAUGUGCAUUAUGCCACCCAACACAUGUCUGCUUACUGUAGAAACUCAAACAUCCUCUACAAAAUAUGAAUUUGGUGAUGGUUUAGUUGAAAAUAGAUUAUAUUCAUUCUUUUGAAAAAACGACCUAAAUGAGUUUUCUGCCUUAGUCACAGCCAAUCUCUCUGUGCUAUUCAGUCCCAUUCUGUGUUACAUUUACUGUUUACCUCAUGCACCAUCUUCAGUUUUGUAGAUUUCCGGAGUUCUCUCUGCACAUUGACGUGUUUACAGUGAGCCUGUUUGUGUUUGUUUAUCAGAGUAACAGCUUGGUAAAGACCUGAUCCAUUUCAGUGGUGUGCUGUUAAAGAAAUAACCCACGGUUAAGCCUACCCAAAGUUGUCUACACAUUUAAUUGCACAAUUAAAAAUCUUUAUAAAAAUCCUGUCCCUGAAAUUCAGUUCCACGCAAAGCCACAAGAUGGUGAAACCCAAAUAAGACCGAAAUACAGAAAUGACCAAAACCAACCAAAGCAGGAAUGGCAAGUGCCUAACCACAGAUUGGCUGUAAAUGGAAGGAUUUAGCAGUCUGCUUCUUAGCGGCUAAUGCUAACACCAAGGCUAAUCUCUACAGUACACCAGUGGAAGGCCCUGCAGACAGUAAGAGGUCGUAGUUACUUCAACAAAAGUGAAAGCAGAACUUCAUAAAACACAAAUUGAACAGGGUUACAAGGUGUUUUUUGUGCUGGCAUUUGUUUUAGCCCACAGUCAUAGCUGGUUUGUUGGAGGCCUACAUAAAGACAGGCAAGCUCAAAUAGGCGAAAUGCAUCUAAGCUAGCUGUUAUCCUUUCAAACUCAGCUAUACUCAUAAACCCAAACAACAAAUAUAAUGAGUCCCCUAUCAGAUAGUUUUUCUUCUAAGAGUCAUAGAAACAGUUCAUGACGAUACCUAAAGUUAUAGAUGGAUGUAAUAAACCCAAAAUGUGAUUGAUUUACAGAGGGGACUUCAGUGAAGGUCAGUCUGAAGAUAAUAUAUGAGAAAAAUCUGAAUAAUCCACUUUCUGUGAAGUACACUUUGCAGGGACUGUCAUUAUUCUCCUAUCUUUACCCAUUUAACAUAUUCAUAUUUGAACAGGACAUUUGCUCAUUUGUUUAAAUGAAUCUGAUUUUCAUGCACGACUGCAGUCUUAAUCCCUUAAAACUUCCUUUUACUGGAACAUUUAGUGAAGCAUAUAAAAUCUAUUGUUCCCAAAAGUGAAAACAUAACUACAAGCAUGUGCUAUUUGAAUAUUUUCAAUAUAUAUUUUCACUUCUUCAUCAAUUCUUUUGUACAGAGUUGGUACAUUUUGAUCAGUUUUGGACUACAGUUAAAUGUUUCAGAAUGGCAGCUUUUGAAAACAAUCUGACAUGGUUGUAAAAUCUACAUUUUCAUAGUUUUUUUUUUUUUAAUACUUAAAUGUACAGCACAUAUUGCAUACAUAUGGACAGAGUUCAGAGUGUGACCUGCGACUGUCGGCUUGUGUUGUCUCUGGUCCCGCAUGCUUCUCCUUUGAUUGUUUAAGGCAAAGAGGGAAUACAAUGGGAUGCAAAGACAACCUAACAACCUCAAGACAAGGGCAAACACUGGUCUCCUUUCUCACCAUUAAUUUCAUCUUAAACCAUACAGUAAUGCAGGUAUGUAUGAGGCAUUAUACCCACUGAGACUCAGGACAACAAGGCAGAGAAGUGCAGGAAAGAGUCAUGCUGAGAAAGCUGGGGAAAUAAGAGAAAAUCUCUUUUUGAUCCCCAAAUCUGACCCUGACUUGGAAAAACAGUAGCAUCAGUGUGUUGAGUGAAUACAUUUCAAUCUUUUUUGAGUGUCUCUGUGUUGUGUUUUGUUCGUAAGUCAGUGAAUGUUUUGGAAAAAUGUUCCAAACAGGCAACAUUUCUCCUGAGUUUCAUCUUUGAGAACAGAAUGACCACAGAAAAAAAAAAAAGAAUUAUACAAAACCCCAACCAAUAAAAUCCUAAAAAUAAACCAAACCAGAUCAUAAUGAAUAAAAAGAAAUACACUGAAUGUUUUUCCCCAUUGUCCACAAAGGAAGAGGUUCCUUUAAUGAUAUCUCAUCUUAGCUAGCGUGUUCUUCAUUUGAAAUCCAUUAAAUCGGGCUGACUCUCUGAUCUGGCUGAAUGGAGGACCAUCUUAGUCAGACAGAGCAGCAUACAGUCAUUGCUGGUACCAAAUGAAGUGUUUCUGAUAAAUAUGUACACACAAACAAACAAACAUACACAAUCAAAUGUGGGUAGAUAUGUAGAAAAAUCAUCUUUUUCUCCAGGGUUAUCUGCAUUCAUCCACACUGGGCAGCUCUCCUUUUCAAAGGGGAAAAAGUGUGUGAACUUAGCCACUUCAAUCUUUCAUUUUCACUUCCUCUCCCGCCGGCGCUGCAGCUGAUGGUCAGCCGGUCGCUGUCAGUGUGGCGACAGCUUUUAUACAUUAGUCUCCAGCCCGUUCAUAUCUAUGGCACAGUGGUCCUUGUCCCUGUGCUCUCUCUUGUGGUGAGAGGUGUGAGCAUGUUUCUUUUUCUCCAUGGGCCUGAUCCCCUCCUCCAGCUGGAUCAGCCGUGCCACAUCUGGGUUAAGGUGGUCCUGCUUGGUUCCUGGUGGAGGCGGCUGGUAGCAGCCGUUCUUCUGGUUCUGGUAGGUCAUCAUCUGCUGGAUGCUUAUCAUGGGCUUAGUUUCACAGAUCAGAGGCACCUGAUGGAAGAAAUGAGAAGUAUGAGAGAGUGAGAUGAUAGUUUUCAUGUCUGUCAGAAGACUUAGGAUAACUAAGAAUAAUAUUCCAUCUCCUUCUCUAUAUUCAUGUAUGCUAUAAGUUUUUUUUCUCUAUGCCACAUAUCUGAACUCUUGGUCAUGUAUAAGUCAGUACACAGCUGGAGCUUCUCAGGUGGAGACCUUUAAUGUGACCUUAACGUUUGGCAGGAAAAAAAAGUGAGACAGAGCAGGAACAUUCAGAGCCCCAAAGCUUUGGAACAAGCUGGCUGAAAAAAUCUGGUCAGCAGACUCAGCGAUCACUUUUAUAUCUCCUCUGAGACAGAACAGACUAGAACAGACUUCUAUUUGUAGCAGUUUAAAAGCAUCAUUGUGAUGACUCUUUUGUUUUAUUAAAGUAGGGAGGUUGGGUCGAGGAAGAGCGUACAGCCUGACCCAGCAGAGGUGAGCACCUCGCCCUGGCUUUGCUUUGUUGUUUGCUUUUUCUCUCCACAGAAUCAUCUCUUUGUUUUCUCUCUCCCCUCCCUUCUCUUGACAGGAAUAUUAUUUUAUGUAAAAACGUGUUAAAACAUGGAGGAAAAAAAUGGGUAGGAUUUUAAGUUGUGUGAAUAUAUGUAUCCAAAUAAUGGGUGAAUGUCACUUAAAUUAGAUACACGAACAACAACUCUUUUCAUUUAAACUCUUUCACACUAAACAGGACAAUUGGGACAGUCUUAAACAGUCUUAAACUCUCCUCCACCACAUUUUUUGGUGUCCUCUGGCUUUAAUGAGGAAAUACUUCUCUGAAAAUGCUGCUACAUUGGUGAAAGAAGCAUGAUGUGUAAACCAGCGGUCCCUAUGGCUGCUUCAUUUCCAAACACAGAGCAGCAUCCACAACAACACAGUGAGCUACGAUAAUCUCCUUCAUACUGAACCACUCCUUGCUUUAGCCUUGAAAUCAGACAUGUUACCUCAUUUUUACUCUAUAUUUCAUCCCAUGAAAGCCUUUUCUGUCUGUCAGUCACACAAAGUUCAAAGAGUCAAAUGUGGAGUAUCAUUUUAGUUUCCAGGGGACACUGAAAUGAUACUUCACAUCCUCGGAAAUCACACAUUGGUUCACAGAUUUGUCCUUGAGCUUGCUCACCUGCUCUCCUUCUUUGACAAAGUCUUUUCUGCAGAUGUGAGCCAUAAUGCCUGUGGCCAGAGCGUCACCCAUCACGUUUACCAUGGUCCUGAAUCGGUCCCUGUGUGAAGAUAUUCAAAGUCAUUCAUGGUGAUGAUGAAAGUCAGAGAAAUAUGACAUUAUUCAUUCUUUCAAAACACAAAUGAUCACAGUGCUUCCAGAUUAUUAAAUGUUUGAUGCAGGUUGAUGCAACAUGUUAGCUUAAAGUAUUUAAACAUAUGGAAUAAUUAUAUAAUGUACUUGAAAACUAAACUAGACAAGCCACGCCCUGAUUUAUUGACUUCACUUGGAUUCAGCAGGAUGGAUUGAGUCGUAACUUACAGCGCCCAGUCAACAGCAAUGAUGAGAGUGAUGUCAUCAGUGGGCAGUCCAACUGAGGUCAGCACAAUCACCAUGGUUACGAGUCCGGCCUGUGGGAUUCCUGCUGCACCGAUGCUGGCGGCAGUGGCAGUGAUGCUGAGAAAAUAAACCCAGUGAUUAUAUUUUUAUGGACCAAACAGUACAGUUAAGACCUUGUCAAACAUCUGUACCUUCAUUCUAAGCUGGUAACAUGUAGUUUAGAGUUUAGAGUUAAUGCUCAAGUGAGGAGUUUCUAAAAUGAACACUGAUUCCUCUUAAUUAUCUGCAAAAGCUAAAAAAGACUAUAGGUCUUUUCUUCACGGUACAUCAGAUUUCUUUUAAAUGCAACAUGGAAAAAAGUCACAAAAGAUUCAAAAGAGUCUGACAGAGAAAACACUUUUUUAUGUGAUGUAAAAAGAUUCAAGCUACCCUUUGCUUUAAUCUUGAUGCAAUAUACAUUUCUGAAAAGGAGUUUUUCUUAGGUUUAUGAGAUAGACUGAAUUCAGGUUAAUGCCUUUUUAUGAUAUAAUAAAAAGGCAAAUAAGACCAUGAGUAAAAAGAUUGAUCAUUUUUAUUUUGUAAUUGUAAUACCUGAUACUGUUAUGAGGGGGCUGGUGGUGGCUGUGCAGCAGAGGAAACAGACUUGUGUUUACAAUUUUUUGCACAAAACCACAACAAUCGAUAGAUUAAAUGGUCAAAAUUCACAGAAUGAGAUUUUUUUGUGUCAGAAAACUUGACUUAAGCAUGUGAAGGACAAAAUAUACAACGGCUGCUUUGACCACGGGGGCGCUAAGAUGACACAUUACAAAAGAUGGUCUUUUUCUUGAUCAAUCAAUCAAACCUGAGAACUUUAAAUUCUCAAGGCAUCCUUAUUUCACUGCUCAUAUGUUAAAUGGAACCAGGCUGAUGAAUACAUAUUUCCAAAUCAGUAUUCAUGUAUUAUGACGACUGUGUGUGUGUGUGUGUGUUAUUUUCAUCAGCAGUAGUAAAAUUUCUUAAUUGGUUAAGUAUUUGAACACCUCCUCAUCCUCAACAUAUGAGGAAUUAGAGCUACAGAGAGUCUGACUGAGCUGAUAUUCUGUCUGGGACCUUAGACCCUGAGCUCAAACUGACAAACUGUUCCUUUGCAGUGCUGUGGAUGUUGGAGAUGGCAUGUGGGGUUAGCAUGCAGAUGGAAAAGCUCCAUGGUCCACCGCCAAAUGGCACAGUAAUAGGACACAGCGAGAGAGGGAAAAUUAUUAUAAUUCUGGCGUGACAAGGGAGAUGAGUAAUACAGGUCAUAUGGGUUUUACCGCCAAGGGAUUAUGAGGGAAUGGGCACAGACUGCAGCCAUGAGGAGGUUUGCCUAAUGUUAUUACAGCCGGAUAUGUCAUAAAACCAGAGGUCGGGAGGGACAUUUUCAUAAACUUUGGAUAGCACAGGUAAUGUUGGUUGGAGGUUAUGCACUGGUGUUUUGAUAGCGUUGUUUUUUGUCUGUAUGUUACUGUGUGUGUCUCUGUCUGUGUUCCUGGGGCUUCCAGACUGAUUUAGCAGAAAUCAGAUCAGACUAAGAAGCUCAUAUGAGGCGUAAUCUGUGUGACAUUUACAUAUAUGUGUAUCUAGUAAAUCCCAUAAUAUUUUUUAUUAAUUCAGAAUUAAACCAGAAGUGUGACGUUAGAUUUCUCUCAAAACAUCAGCCUGACAGCAACAGAUUUUGACCCAUAUGACAUUUUUUGAUGUUGUCAGAUAGAGAGAAAUCUCCUCAUUUGUAAAAUUGCUUUUAUUCACACCUGAGCAAAGGGAUAUACAUUGAAUAUAGACCAGUUUGACAUGCAUUUGAUGAGAAAAAGCAGGGUAUCUGAUAUAAGAGUUCUGGAUAUCAUCGCAGUGAUUUAAUUUCCAUCUCUUUUUGACCUUGCUCUCCUCUAUCCAUUAAAGUUCAGGAGUUUCUUUCCUCAAGGGUCGAUUUUAUUCUCCAUUUCUGACUUGGCCAGCCUUACCUGAUUGUGAUGAUCUGCCCAAAGUCAAGCUCAUAGUUGUUCACUUGGGCGAUGAAGAUGGCCGCCACGGCUUCGUAGAGCGCGGUGCCGUCCAUGUUGAUAGUGGCCCCGACAGGCAGCACAAAGCGGAUGAUUCGUCUGUCAAUGUGGUUGUUCUCAAGGAGGCACUUGAAGGUGAUAGGCAGAGUGGCAGAGCUGCAGCAGAGAGACAGAGGCAUUUAAAGAUAAUGAUGCACUCAAGGACAUGCAGUAUGACUAAUGGUAUAUAUUUUUAGAGACCUUGAGAUUUCUAAAUGUGUCGUGAAUCAAACACAACUACAACUUCUUCAGUGAGUUUAUUACUGGUUGUAUCUGAAUGUGGCAGUGUGACACUAAUUUUCCACCUCUUCAUAAUCAUAACACCCCUAAAAUUGUGAGACAUUAGACCAAUUUCCUGUUUUUGUCAACAGAAUUGCUUUUCAUGAGAAAAAAUUGGUAAUGUGUAAAGAUGGAUAGUUUGUAUGGAAAAAUGCUUCUCUAUCACUGUAAGGAAUUGUUCCUCUCUUUAGUUUUCCUGUAUUUUUCAGCGCUGCUUUUAAAGUCUUACACAUCUGCGUCUUUUUUUCCCUGAAGUUGUUAAAAAUGUCUAAGUUCGAAGAACCCGAUAUUUUUACUUGUACACCAAGAAACAAUGACAUGCUGAGAGCUUAGAUUAUGAAAUGUCAGUUUUGAAAACCUGUGUAGCUGUGGGAGAGGCCAGAAAGCCUUACUUUAAGACUGCCGCAAAUCACAGUAAGACCAGGUUGAGAAUACGCUUUAUAAAGUUAAGAGUGGUGCUGUUUAGAUAAAGUCAAAAUGAUCUUGUACAAGAGUUGGCUGAUCAUGUAAAGAGAGAAAUGUGAUAAGAAAUCUAUCAGAAGUUGCUUGUGGGUUUCCUUACCUUGUGAGAAAGUUUGGCUAUAUAAGAUCUGGAUGCUUCCAAAUGCAAGUAGCUUGGUUUUACCCUAGCAGAAAACUUCUUGGUAUUAAAAAAUAAAGCCAAUGCAGAAGGAAACAGUAGUCCCUCCAGAAUCUCAUACUUUAGGGAUUUCCAUUUGCACCCAUUUUAUGAUGACAUGCCCAAUUUACAGCAGAAAUAAACAUGUUUACAUCCUGGAACUGACAAUGGUUGAGGUCUAGCCUAUAGCCUAUCUAUCUUUUGAACUUACUGCAGAGGAAAAAAAUGUAAAAAAAAAUGAAUUUUUUUAAGCAAGUUUUGCAUCAUUAAGCUUAACAAGGGUGUAGCUGACUUCACUGACAGGAGGAUGCAUGGCAGUUUUUGGCCUGGAGGUUAAAGGCUCCUUUUAAUUCUGCCUCUGUGCCUCUUCUUAAAGACGAAUCCAGUUAUAGAUGCCUGUGCACUGUAGCAGCAGUGAGGAUGGCUGUAAUGACAAUGUUACACAGCUGCUGUAACCUAAGGAGUUGACCAUACCUGCUUCACAUUUUGUUCGCAGUGCUUGGUAAUGGAACAAUAUAGUGGUUACAAUAACAGCUGCAUCUAUCAUAACAGACUAGUUAUUUCUCCAAGUGUGCGUUUUAGACUAGUAUUCUCGAAGCACAUGUUUUGGUCAUUUGUUUGUUUGCAAAACCAUCUUGGCCUUGCAGUUGGCAAUAACCAUCUGAAAGCUCUUGUAUAACAACCUGUUAGAAAACAAUGGGUGAUUUCACCGAGAACACAGCCAUGUUUUAUAUUGCCUAUGUUUUCCCCUGAAACAGCUAUAGAAACACAUAAUAACAUGCACCAUAAAAAGUAAAUAAGUAUUCUACAUGGUGUAAACACUUGAAAACACACUGGUAAUACUGUUGACGUCACUGUAAAAGCUUUAAGGUUCAUUGUUGGAGAAGUCUACAAUUUAGCACAACAUUAAGGGUAGAUGCACAAGGUUACAAAGGUCACGGUAAGCUAACAAACAUCCAUUUUCAUCCAAGGUGAACUCCAUCAACCAUUCUCCACUCCAUUUUCCUUGGGAAUGCAGAGUAAAAGCCCUCCUACCACAAUCAGAGUUACUCAUCUUUCGCAAACCAUUAACCGAAGUUUAUCAUAGUGUAACACGGUAUCAGUUGUUGCAGUAAAAUCAUGACCGGCAAUAUUUGUUUGUAUUAACUAUGUUUUUUGAAAAGAUUGCACCUCUGGGUUCACUUUAAGAAUCACCAGGCAUCUUCGAUUGACUAAAAUAAUGAUUAUAUUUGUCUUUGUUGGGAUAAAUAAACAAAGUAAUGCAGCGAACAAAAUAAAGAUGUUUCAUUAUCUUAAACUUACUCAGUUAAACAGAUCCAUGUUUGUGAAAAAAAGAGUCCAAAGGUUAAUAAUAAACUCGUAGGGUUUGCUUUAGUAAAUAUGGGAAGAAAUUUUAUUUGUUACCUGGAGGAGGUGGCCAAGGAGAUCAGCAGGGCCUGCAGGAUGCCUCUGAUGUAAACAAUGGGGCUCUUUUUAGUGAUGAAGAAGUACAUGGCUGGGAGGAUGAAUAAACCAUGCAGCACCAAACCCAUUACCACUGUAAUGGCAUAAAAACCGAGCUUCUUCCC
Messenger RNA from Xyrichtys novacula (pearly razorfish), 42178 nucleotides. Lineage: Eukaryota; Metazoa; Chordata; Actinopteri; Labriformes; Labridae. The record is from the annotation of a GenBank genome assembly.